This is a messenger RNA of Lytechinus pictus (painted urchin), 831 nucleotides long. RefSeq lists its product as uncharacterized. The transcript has 6 exons. Gene Ontology annotation, cellular component: nucleus. The record is from RefSeq and is a predicted model, not a curated record. The coding region runs from base 66 to 746 and encodes 226 amino acids. Lineage: Eukaryota; Metazoa; Echinodermata; Echinoidea; Temnopleuroida; Toxopneustidae.
AUUAUAUUGCCAUCUGCUAAAACGAAGGGUUUCAUUGUUCGAUUGUUGAUAUCACAAGCUGCAGUAUGUCAGAACAAGAAGCUGGAACGUCAGCUGGGAGCUCAACCCCAUCUGGGAAUGGCAAGAAGAAAAGAAGGCUAAACUACACCAAAGAGGAGCAGUUGCAGCUGGUGGAAUUCGUAAAGAGACGAAAAGGGGACCUGUUCGGGAAGGCAGGGUUUUGUGGAGUGAAGAAUGACCAGAGAAAGCAGAAUACCUGGAAGGAACUUGCCACGGAAUUAAGGAUUUGUGGUGGUUCUGAGAGAGAUUGGAGAGAAUUGAAGAAGAAGAGGCAGGAGCUGAAGAGCAGGGCUCUUAAAUGCACGGCCCAUGCCAAGCUCACAGGUGGAGGACCCCCAAAGUCUAUUGAUUUUAUUUCUGAAAAGGUGUUGGAAGCAGUAGCAACUGAAGUGAGGGAGGGGCUGGCGAGCUCACAGAAUGAAGGUUGGUUGGGUGAAUGCACAAGCUCCCAGAAUUUGGAGGUUGCUGCCCUAGCCGAAGACACGAACCAGAACAUGGACAAUGAUGAAGAAGACUUGGGAGAUGAUAUUGGGGAUAUUCAGGUUCUUGAUAACUUGGACACAGUGACACAACUUGUUACUUGUCCCCCUGAUGUUAUCCAUGCUGACCUGUUGAGAAUCAGCGGUCAGUUAGGUACAAUAAUAGAUCUUCUUGUCAUGAGACAGCGGGGAGGCAAGGAACAAUAAUGGUUCACUGUGUUCAGGUUCUCUCUUUACUAUUUUGAAGUAUUUAAAGCCUCCUUUUUAGGGUCAGCCCAUGUCAAUUCAACUC